AUGGAGCCUCUUUCCGUUGCAGCAAAUGGUCUCGCCAUUAUUUCCGUUGCUUUCCAGCUCACUGAAACCUGCGUCAAGCUUUACAGGUUUUGGGAAUCCGUUGAAGAUGCUCCGCAUGAGAUCGCUGCAAUCAAAGAAGACUUGCAAUACCUCAUCUCUGUAUUCAAGAGGGUUGAAUCCAACGAGAACACCUCAGGCCAUUGUAUAGCGGAAGGGGUACACCAUUGUCGCGUCAAAGUUGCGGAAUUGAUGUCGAUUGUCGAAGAGUUUAAUAUCGGUUUCCAGUCAUUGUCCCGGAAGAAACGAGUAUGGACAGCUUUCAAAGCCGCCACUCAUAGCAAGCAUGUCCAAAGGUUUCGUGACUCUUUGAAUGAGACCAAAGCAACGUUGACGCUCGCCAUGGUUCAUGAAAGUGUUGUACAAGCGCAUGCUAGUAGCUUCUUAACAAGCGUGAACGUGUUCGAAGGCUUGCAUCAGAACUAUAUCACAGAAAAAUUUCAACACGCGUUGCCAGGGGCAGGGACACCUGCUUGGGCUCAAGUACAUAGUAGUCCCUCCAAGUUUGUGGGUCAACGAUCUCUCCACCAUAUACCGAUGACGAAUGAUUUAUUGGCUACGAAUACACUGAUGCACUUCAAGAAAGCUGUUCCUGAGCAAUUGAUGGCGAAGUUCCAGGUUCAAGAGCUUAUGCUACAUGCGAUUGCGCAAACAGCAAUAACGACAUUCGAUUCAACUUCCUUGGAAAUCUUCGCUCAAGACGGUUACAUGAUUGACGAAUGUGGACAACUACGGUCGAAGACUUUUGUUUAUGCGGAGAAUUUACGAUAUCGCAUCCGUCACCACGCAUCAAGCUUUCGAACUGCGCUUGGAUGCGUGUGGGUACGCACGACUACCAUAUACCUCGCCAACGAUCCCGAAGAUGCGGCCGGGAAGCUUCAGACAGUCACCUCUUUUGUCUUCUACCCUACAGCGUGGUUAAAGUGGUUAGGUGUUCGAAAUGGGCUGGAGGCCGUUGCGGCUUCUGCUGGCCGGAGUUGGCUUUUCAAUUGCAGGUUGACAGUGACUUGCGCCGUACCUGAUGACUCCCUUAUAUUCGAACUUUGUCGGACCGGGCAGACUCGUGCUGUGGAAACUCUCUUAACUAAGAGACUGGCAAGUGUGGUGGACACAAGUCCAAAAGGAUGGAAACCUCUACACUUUGCUGCCGCCGCGGGCCAUGUUGACCUAUGCGCUAUGCUGAUCCGAGCAGGUGCAGAUAAGUCUGCUCUGGUCUACGAAGGGCCUUCCGAGUCUAUCUUGUCUCCCAUCUCACUCUUUGUUGCGUGCUCGACUGACAUGCAUGCUGAGACUAAAAUAGCGAUGCUCAGGAUGUUCUGUGACUGCAUUGACCUAGCUAGUCCUGAGAGCGAUGGUUGGAAUGUUCAUGACUGGUUGAAGAGAGCCUAUGCGAGAGAAAAGGUUCCGGUAUCACAAAACAGCAUCACUUGGCUUCUCCACAUGACAGCGAACGAAGAGUAUGUCGAGUGCAGCCCGCGCAACAUCUGGUCCGCCUUACAACACGCCGUAAGGUCCGUUCUCAACCACGAGCGUCAUAGCAGAUAUCUGGAGCGUAUCCUCGAACUUUCGAAGGGCAAACACAGGAACAUCAGCCAAAGACACGUAGACGCGCUGGGGUACUGGAUAGCUCUUCGCGUCAGCGGACGGGUACUACUACCUAUGGUGGUGCAUGUGGGAUCGUUCCUCCAGAUGAAAGGGUUUGACUGGAUCGAAGACUACAUGCCACACAGACAAUUCCUGCAAGCACAACCCAAUCUCUAUGCAGCAUGGUGCCAUGCAGUGCUUGAUGCUGUCGAAAAAGUGGAGGAUUAUAUGCGACAAGAGUUGGACUUGUGUAUGCGGCAACUUGGCUGGACGCGAGAUGAUCUCAUCAGUGCACUGUCAUCCACUGAUACCGCCUUCUACAGUACAAACCACCAGAAUCUUCACCAACAGGUCUGUACGCGCUGCAGAGAUGACUAUGGUCCGCUUGCAUGCAGUCUCAUUGAACCUGCACGCAUUGCCGUCACGGAGUGUGUUAAAACCGGUCACAACUCUGAUUGUGUAUGCCAAAGCAUCUACAAAGACAACGAAAUACCAGCUGAACUUCCGGACUACGCUGGCGCGUGUCACGACGAUCAUAACGGAGACGAGUCGGACAUUGAUGAAGAAUUCUUCGACGCACAACCGCAUCUCUUUAGCACUUCAUCCCUUCAGAGCCAACCAAACCCCAACAUAUUCAUCGAUAUAGCUACCCUGCUUUAUAGUGCUCAAGGACGAAACUGGAUAAGCGGCCAUGCAAUCGGCGAACGCCUUUGCGCAACCUGCUUCUUGCUCAAAGAGCAGUACAUCGGCGAGGACGGUCUUGCAGCCGAAUUCCCACCUAUGCCGAAAAGUUUUGAGGGACUUCGCGUCAAGUGGUAG
Molecule: messenger RNA, 2460 nt
Organism: Alternaria atra
Lineage: Eukaryota; Fungi; Ascomycota; Dothideomycetes; Pleosporales; Pleosporaceae
Exons: 6
Coding region: 1-2460 (819 amino acids)
Molecular function (GO): protein binding
Source: RefSeq, a predicted model, not a curated record